Molecule: messenger RNA, 2244 nt
Organism: Danio aesculapii
Lineage: Eukaryota; Metazoa; Chordata; Actinopteri; Cypriniformes; Danionidae
Gene: fermt3b
Product: FERM domain containing kindlin 3b
Exons: 15
Coding region: 116-2044 (642 amino acids)
Biological process (GO): integrin activation; platelet aggregation; leukocyte cell-cell adhesion
Cellular component (GO): cell-substrate junction
Molecular function (GO): integrin binding
Source: RefSeq, a predicted model, not a curated record
UGUGUGUAUCUCAGAGAGUGUGUGUGUGUCUGUGUACCUCAUAAAGAGUCCUGCCAGCAUUCAAUUAAUCGAAUCAAGAGAACGGAGACACUAUCAGCAGGACUAAAUAAGCAGAAUGGCAGCAUGGGACUUAAACAUCACAGUGGAGGAUCUUGGUCCUGAUGCUCCGCCACUGCAAAUCAGUGUGACCUCUGACCUGCACAUUGGUGGAGUGAUUCUCAAAAUAGUGGAGAAGACCAUGCUGAAGAAAGACUGGUCAGAUCAUGCGCUGUGGUGGGAGCAGAAGCAGCAGUGGUUGUUGAGGACCGGCUGGACGCUGGAUAAAUGUGGGGUUCAUGCAGACGCCCGUCUUGUCUUCACCCCGCAGCACAAACCUCUAAGACUCGGCUUGCCGAAUGGAGCAACUCUGAAAAUGAGAGCCUGUUUCUCCAGUCCUGUGUUUCGCUGUGUCAUGGGCAUCUGCAGGGUUCUCAAUAUCCGUCACCCAGAGGAGCUCUCAUUGCUCUGUCCUGUUGAGGAGAAAAAGAAAAAGAAAGAUAAAGAUUCCUCAGAAGAGCUGUACGACCUUACUGAUGUUCCUCUAACUGCAGGCUCUGUUCAGGCUCUGUACAAUGGCAUGCCGGCUCAUUUUGCUGACUCUCCGAAGACUGAGGCUGUGUAUAAAAUGCUGUCCUUCAGUCUGCCAUCUCCUGCUCCUGAAACCAUCGCUAAACUCUAUCGGCCAGCCAGUGUGGUGGACAAAACUCACAUUCACACCAGGUGGCUGGAUUCAUCCCGAUCGCUAAUGCAGCAGGGAAUACAAGAAAAUGACAAACUAUGGCUUCGUUUCAAAUACUACACCUUUCAUGACAUGGAUCCUAAGUAUGAUGCAGUGCGUUUGACACAGUUGUAUGAGCAAGCUCGCUGGGCUCUUCUUUUAGAGGAUAUAGACUGCACAGAAGAGGAAAUGAUGCUGUUUGGAGCCCUGCAGUACCACAUAGGAAAGCUGUCCGCGUCUCAGGAAAUAGUGUCUUCUUGUCAAGGGAUGGAUGACUUGGAGUCUGCUCUGAAAUCCCUGGAGGUCAAGAUGGUGGGAGAGGGAGACAGCACGACAGACAUGCUGGACAACAUGACUCCUCCAGAGCUCAAUGACUAUCUGAAAAUAUUUCGGCCUAAAAGACUAACUCUGAAGGGUUACAAGCAGUACUGGUGCAAAUUUCAGGACACAUCGAUCUCCUAUUAUAAAAGCAUAGAGGACCGCUAUGGGGAGCCCAUACAACAACUGAACCUCAAAGGUUGUGAAGUCGCCCCUGAUGUCAACAUCGCAGGCCAGAAAUUCUGCAUCAAACUCCUCAUACCUGCACCAGAAGGCAUGAACGAAAUUUACCUGCGCUGUGAAAACGAGAAGCAGUAUUCUGAGUGGAUGGCUGGCUGUAAGCUGGCGUCCAAAGGUCUGACAUUAUUGGACAGCUCGUAUCAGAAUGAAGUAAAAAACAUCCAGACGUUUCUGUCCAUGCAGCGCAGCAACUCCUCGACUGCUGCUGCGCAAACCGACGACAGCAUCAACACACACAGCCUCGUCUCGCCGCGAUACCAGAAGAAAUACAAGCCCAAACAGCUCACCCCUCGUAUCCUGGAGGCCUUUCAGAACGUUGCACAGCUUUCAUUGACGUCUGCAAUCUUGAAGUUCCUGCAGAUCUGGCAAGCUCUUCCUGACUUUGGCAUUUCCUACUUCAUGGUCAGGUUUAAGGGCAGUCGUAAGGAUGAAGUUCUGGGCAUCGCCAACAACCGUCUGAUCCGUAUAGACCUGGGAGUUGGAGAUGUGGUGAAAACCUGGCGUUAUAAUAACAUGAGACAGUGGAAUGUUAACUGGGACAUUCGACAGGUGGCGAUUGAAUUCGAUGGCAACAUCAACAUAGCUUUCGGCUGUGUGAACGCAGACUGUAAGGUUGUGCAUGAGUACAUUGGAGGAUACAUAUUCAUGUCCACGCGCUCACGGCAGCAGAGUGACACACUGAAUGAAGAGCUCUUCCACAAACUCACUGGAGGCCACGACGCUCUCUGAGCACACACGACUAAAGGAGGAAACGGAUGAGAAUUCAGCAUUAGCACUGCACAGCAACUGUCCUUUCUUGUACAUGUGUUCAACAAGUUGUCAUUUAGCAUUUAACAUACAUGCAUGUAAAAUAAGAAUACUAACUGUGAAAUAUAUAUGGUUUUCCAUAUGCACAUCUAAUACAUCUGUAUAAAUCAUCACAAGCGCAC